AUGGCGCAAUCAACACCAAUCGGAGUUGCUCUUAUCGGAGGAGGCAUUUGGGCGAGAGAAGAGCAUGCUCCUGCCAUCGAAGCUGCCAAAGACACCCUCGCUCUCAAAGCCGUUUACUCCCGCUCAGCAGCUUCUGCUAAAUCUUUCGCCGAGAGCGUUUCUUGUCCCGUGGAUCUCUAUUCUGAAGAUAGUGACAAGGGUCUUGAUGAGCUCCUACAACGUCCAGAUAUUGGUGCCGUCAUCAUCGCCCUAUCCAUUGAAAGCCAACCUCGCUUUAUCAAAGCCGCUCUACUAGCUGGCAAGCACGUUCUGUCCGAAAAGCCCGUGGCCGAGAAUAUCCAGGAUGCAGAGGAUCUGAUCAAAUGGUAUCGCGCUGAUAUCAAAGGUCCAACGUGGGCAGUUGCCGAAAAUUUCCGGUACUUGAACAGCUAUAAUUAUGCAGCGGAGCAGCUCAAGACAAUGGGCAAGAUUAAAGGUUUCCAGGGACGCCAGCAGGGUACUAUCCCGAUAGAUAUGAAGUUCAAUCUCACGCCUUGGCGACGAGUUCCCACCCAUCAAGGUGGAUAUCUUCUUGAUGGUGGAGUUCACUAUAUGGCGAGUCUUCGACUUUUGCUCGGUGCGCAGCCUGGAAAUGAAAUCGCCACUCUCUCGGCAUUUACCAAUCAACUACAGGCUUAUCUGCCUCCGGUUGAUACUGCCGACAUGAUCCUGAGAACGCGGUCUGGUGUGACUGGAAGUUUUCAGAUUUCUAGGGGCACAAAAUUGCGAGCGGAUGAAUGGACUGUGGCGUGUGAGGAUGGUUGGAUUAAGAUUGAAGACGAGAAGGUGACCAUCUCGAGGGAUGGUCAGGAGGAGACGGUCUCUGUUGCCAAUGAACGCACUGGCGUCCCCCCUGAAGUUAGAGUAUGGGGUGCGAGUCUUGUGGCUGGAAAGAUUGUUCCUGAGCAGGAGCCUGAGGCUGCGUUGGGUGAUCUUGAGCUGAUUGAGCUCAUGCUUAGGAGUGGAGCUCAGGAUGGAACUCCUUUAACCUGUAAGCACCAAGUCGUUUAG
Molecule: messenger RNA, 1050 nt
Organism: Penicillium longicatenatum
Lineage: Eukaryota; Fungi; Ascomycota; Eurotiomycetes; Eurotiales; Aspergillaceae
Product: Gfo/Idh/MocA family protein
Exons: 6
Coding region: 1-1050 (349 amino acids)
Biological process (GO): NADPH regeneration
Cellular component (GO): cytoplasm
Molecular function (GO): nucleotide binding; oxidoreductase activity
Source: RefSeq, a predicted model, not a curated record